AUGACCUUGUUCGAUUUUGAGCCUAAUGCCUCAGAUGCAACUAGCCAGGCAACCUUCGCCGCCACAAAAAUAACACAGGGAGUCGACGGCGUCAUGUUCCACGAUUUUCCAAGGCCCUCGUCGCCUACAAGGCAUCAUCAUAUCUCCAUCUCUGAACAGGCCGAUCAGCUUGCUUGCGAGUACGCGGAAACGUCCAAUGCAAAAUUGGUGGUACUAAAAGCAUUCUACGAAGCAUUUGAGCAAACUUCUAAGAUGUUCACUUCAGAACCAGAACGUGCAGUCAUACAGCCUUUUGCCGACAACUUCAUGACAUUCUGGAAACAAGCUCUUUCAGGCACAGAAUCCACGUCAGUAACCGUGAAGCGCAAACCCUCGGCAUCUUUAGAAGGAACAUCAAGUCCAGGCCAGCAUCGUAAUAAGAAUACUGCCGGGGAGUUCUUUCAACAACUCAUAGAGUCAGUACGUCCGUCGACAAUGAUAGUACGUGUAGACUUCUCUCCCAUAGGGUGGGAUGGUCAAACUACCUACGAUUUUACCAUCUAUCAGGACCGUCGGGUUAUUGUUUGUUGCAUCGACCAGCCAUGCCAAGAUGAUGGUACUGAGGCUGAGGCAAUGGGAGCUUUAGCAGGUCUGAAAGCUGCGCUCGACCGGCGCGAGGCUUGCACACAGGAGAUCAUCGUUUGCCUCCGGGAAUCAACAGUCGCUCGGGUGCUUCAAAGCUCGGUUUUACAGUUGCCGCAGGUACCGUUCUUAGAAUUACGGACACUAGCAUUAGACCACGGAGCCAAGAUCAUACGUAUAGCUGGCCAAAAUAACGAUAAAGGUAGCGAGCAGGCUAAUGAAGCGGAGAAAAUUCGGCCUGAAUCUAUUGAUAUCUCUCAGUGGUACACUCGUAACAGGACACAGGGCAGUAAUAAAGACGACGGGUGGACGCAGAGCAUCAACGAGGAGUACCGAUCACUUGACCCAAUCGACCGAGGAGGGUUUUCUUUUGUAUAG
This is a messenger RNA of Pochonia chlamydosporia 170, 999 nucleotides long. RefSeq lists its product as hypothetical. The record is from RefSeq and is a predicted model, not a curated record. The coding region runs from base 1 to 999 and encodes 332 amino acids. The transcript has a single exon. NCBI's taxonomy places the organism in Eukaryota, Fungi, Ascomycota, Sordariomycetes, Hypocreales, Clavicipitaceae.